AUGAAAUUUUUAUAUCAAGUUUUAGUUAUAUUAACGGUUAUCGGUUUUAGCGUGGAAUUAGAUAAUGGACUUGCAAAAACGCCACCAAUGGGUUGGAUGUCUUGGGAAAGAUUUAGAUGCUUAACAAAUUGCACAUUGUUUCCGGAUGAUUGUUUAAGCGAAAAAUUAUUGAGAGAAAUGGCGGAUAGAAUGUCAUCGGAUGGGUAUUUGAAUGCCGGUUACGAAUAUUUAAUUAUCGACGAUUGUUGGUUAGAAAGAGAAAGAGGCUCCGAUGGAAAAUUAAAAGAAGAUAGACAACGUUUUCCAAGCGGAAUGAAAAAUCUUUCUGAUUAUAUUCAUUCGAAAGGUUUAAAAUUUGGCAUAUACGAAGAUUACGGUACGAAAACAUGCGGCGGAUAUCCUGGAAUUAUAGGACAUUUGGAAAAAGAUGCAGAAUUAUUUAAAUCAUGGGAUGUGGAUUACGUUAAAUUGGACGGUUGUUAUUCCGAACCUUUCGACAUGGACGAGGGUUACAUAGAAUUUGGAAAAAGUCUUUUAAAUACGCGAAGACCGAUGGUAUAUUCGUGCAGUUGGCCAUUUUAUCAAGAACUCGUAGGAAUGGCGCCGAAUUUUACUCUAAUAUCGAAACAUUGUAAUCUUUGGAGAAAUUACGACGAUAUAGAAGAUAGUUGGAACAGUGUUGUUAGCAUAAUUAAUUAUUUCGGUGAUAGACAAGAACUUAUUGGAAAAUAUUCAGGACCGGGACACUGGAACGAUCCGGACAUGUUAAUCAUCGGUAAUUACGGUUUAAGUUAUUCACAAGCAAAAGCACAAAUGGCGAUAUGGUCAAUAUUAUCAGCGCCAUUGAUAAUGUCAAACGAUUUAAGAAACAUAAGACCGGAAUUUAAAGAAAUAUUAUUAAAUAAAGAUGCAAUUGAAAUAAAUCAACACGAAUUGGGAAUAUCCGGAAAGAGAAAAUACAGAGCAAAAGUUUGGACAAAACCCUUAGAUCCGAUUGCACCGAAAACAAACGUUUGGGCAUUGGCCGUUUUAAGUAAAAGAAUCGAUGGUGCUCCAUAUUACGUAUCGAUUCCACUAAAAAGAUUAGGAUUGGAUCCAUCGUGGAAAUACACGUUCACCGAAGUGUUCGGUGCUUUAAAACCGUUCGAGAUAUCAAUUAACGAACCGUUAACCGUGAAAAUCCCACCGACGAGCGUUUUAUUUUUUAAAGUGAGAACCGAUUAA
Molecule: messenger RNA, 1224 nt
Organism: Pediculus humanus corporis (human body louse)
Lineage: Eukaryota; Metazoa; Arthropoda; Insecta; Psocodea; Pediculidae
Product: alpha-N-acetylgalactosaminidase, putative
Exons: 7
Coding region: 1-1224 (407 amino acids)
Biological process (GO): glycosylceramide catabolic process; glycoside catabolic process; oligosaccharide metabolic process
Cellular component (GO): cytoplasm
Molecular function (GO): alpha-galactosidase activity
Source: RefSeq, a predicted model, not a curated record